Molecule: messenger RNA, 1455 nt
Organism: Eubalaena glacialis (North Atlantic right whale)
Lineage: Eukaryota; Metazoa; Chordata; Mammalia; Artiodactyla; Balaenidae
Gene: SLC19A3
Product: solute carrier family 19 member 3
Exons: 5
Coding region: 1-1455 (484 amino acids)
Biological process (GO): vitamin transport; transmembrane transport
Cellular component (GO): plasma membrane
Molecular function (GO): thiamine transmembrane transporter activity
Source: RefSeq, a predicted model, not a curated record
AUGAGUUGUUUCCAAACUUCAGCGAGCCAUUCCUGGAUUUAUCCCACUGUGAUCCUCUGCCUGUUUGGAUUUUUCUCCAUGAUGAGACCCUCAGAACCCUUCCUUAUGCUGUAUUUAUCUGGGCCAGAUAAAAACCUGACCAGUGAAGAGAUCACAAAUGAGAUCUUCCCCGUGUGGACAUACUCAUAUCUGGUGCUGCUUCUCCCGGUGUUUAUCCUCACUGAUUAUGUCCGCUACAAGCCAGUCAUCAUCCUACAAGGGAUUAGCUUCAUCAUUACCUGGCUGCUGCUCUUGUUUGGCCAAGGAGUGAAGACCAUGCAGGUUGUAGAGUUCUUCUAUGGGAUGGUCUCCGCCACCGAGGUGGCCUACUAUGCCUACAUUUACAGCAUGGUCAGCCCAGAGCACUAUCAGAAAGUGAGUGGCUACUGCAGGAGUGCCACGCUGGUGGCCUACACGGUGGCCUCAGUGCUGGCCCAACUCUUGGUAUCCCUGGCCAGCCUAUCAUACUUUUACCUCAACGUCAUAUCCUUGGCCUCUGUUUCCAUGGCCUUACUUUUCUCACUUUUCCUACCAAUGCCUAAGAAGAGCAUGUUUUUUCAUGCAAAACCCAGCAAAGAAGCUCCUCCAAAGCCACCAGGAAAGGAUGCUGUCUUAGAGGAACCUCAAAAGGAUCACGAACCAGCUGGACAAGUAUUCACUGUUUCAGGGAACCCAUAUGAUGGCCAGUGGAGCAGCCCAAAGCCGGAAAGUGUAGCUUUGAGAGUUUUUGUGCAGUGGUUACAAGAUUUGAAGGAGUGUUACUCCUCAAAACAUCUUUUUUACUGGUCCCUAUGGUGGGCUUUUUCCACAGCAGGUUUUAACCAGGUUUUGAACUAUGUUCAAGUCCUGUGGGAUUACAAGGCCCCAGGCCAGAGUUCUGUAAUAUAUAAUGGAGCAGUAGAAGCUAUUGCAACCUUUGGAGGGGCCCUGGCUGCCUUUGCAGUGGGUUUUGUGAAAGUCAACUGGGAUCUUCUGGGAGAGUUGGCUCUGGCCAUCUUCUCGGUUGUCAAUGCAGGCUCUCUAUUUCUCAUGCAUUACACGACCAACAUAUGGGUAUGCUAUGCUGGCUAUUUGUUAUUCAAGACCGGCUAUAUGCUUCUUAUCACCAUAGCAGUGUUUCAGAUCGCAGUUAAUCUGAGUGUGGAACGCUAUGCCCUGGUGUUUGGAAUCAACACCUUCAUUGCCCUGGUGAUUCAGACCAUUAUAACCGUGAUCGUAGUAGAUCAGGGAGGAUUGGGGCUGCCAAUCAGCAUUCAGUUUUUAGUUUACGGGAGUUAUUUUGCAGUCAUUGCUGGCAUUUUCCUAAUGAGAAGCAUAUUCAUUAUCUACUCAACCAAAUGCCGAAAGACAGUGCAGAGCUCUGCUACAAGUCAGAAUCCAUAUGGGCUACACCCAGAAGAACCAGAGAACAACUAA